UGCAAAGGGCAGGGUCAAUCACGUGUUUAAAUGUCCAAGGGUUGGCGCUGUCUGAAGUAUUCACGGCAGCAGCACAGGAGCUGGGAUUACAAAGGGUGAAAUACAGAAUACUGCAACAUGGCACUGAAAGUGUGUAUCGUUGGCUCUGGAAACUGGGGUUCAGCCAUUGCUAAGAUUGUAGGUGAUAAUGCUGCUCGACUCCCUCAGUUUGACAAUGCAGUGAAGAUGUGGGUAUUUGAAGAAUUAGUCUCAGGAAGGAAACUAACAGAGAUCAUAAAUUCAGAGCAUGAGAAUGUCAAGUACCUCCCAGGGCACAAACUACCAGCCAAUGUGGUGGCUGUGCCUGACUUGGUAGAUGCUUCCACUGGAGCAGACAUUUUGAUCUUUGUUGUUCCCCAUCAAUUUAUUGGGAAACUGUGUGAGCAGCUAAAGUCAACUGUGAAGAAAGGGGCAUUUGGUUUGUCACUAAUAAAGGGAGUAGAUGAAGGACCUGAUGGGCUACGUUUGAUUUCAGACAUCAUUCGGGAGAAGCUUGGCAUUGAAAUGAGUGUACUAAUGGGUGCAAACAUUGCCAAUGAAGUGGCUGAUGGGAAAUUCUGUGAGACCACAAUUGGCUGUAAAAACAAAGAGCAAGGAAAAAUCUUAAAGGAAUUGUUCCAAACACCAAAUUUCCGUAUCACUGUAGUAGAAGAAUCUGAUACAGUGGAGUUAUGUGGUGCACUGAAGAAUAUCGUUGCCGUUGGGGCCGGUUUCUGUGACGGCCUUGGUUUUGGUGAUAACACAAAAGCUGCCGUUAUACGUUUGGGGCUAAUGGAGAUGAUCGCCUUUGCCAAGCUGUUUUGCACCGGUCCUGUUACAUCUGCUACUUUUCUGGAAAGCUGCGGUGUUGCCGACCUGAUCACAACAUGUUAUGGUGGCAGGAACAGGAAAGUCGGGGAAGCCUUUGCCAAAACUGGAAAAUCUAUAGAACAGCUGGAGAAAGAGAUGCUGAAUGGCCAAAAAUUACAGGGACCACAAACCUCAGCUGAGCUAAAUCACAUCCUUAAGAGCAAGAACAUGGUGAAUAAGUUCCCUCUCUUCACCGCCGUUUACCAAAUUUGCUACGAAGGAAAACCCGUCACAGAAUUUAUAACAUGUCUGCAGAACCACCCCGAGCACAUAUAAAGAAGCGCCGGACUGCAGACUCUCUUCCUUUUACUGUGCCUUAUUUUAAGCAAUUUACGUUCAUGUGUGUCUGAAUAUGUAAAUGUUAUGUGCACACUUGUACACACUUUGUAUCAUCAAACUUAAGGCCUUGAGAAUCCAGAAAUUAGUGAUAUUUAUAGGGCUUUGUCUAGAACAGGCAGGGUGUGGAAUUAAUCGGUACACUUUGGCCUGUUUGGUUAUUUGCUUUGGAAAUUUCACAACAGGAUUCUGAUAAGCAUUAUUAUUGUAAUUAACGCAUGAGGAAUUUUGUCCUCAGGACAAAGAAUAUUGCAGCAUUCACCUUUACCCUGGUAAUAUAGAGACUUGCAGUUCUCUACUCUCGGUAAGAAAUGUAUGCUAAAGUGCAUAUAAAAGCUGUCAAUGGGACAAAUUCUUUUUGAGUUUCAAAAUAUGUUAUUGUGAACAUAAAGCUGUUAAAUUCUUAUGAACCGAGAAUAUUUCAUUUCUGAGGAGAAAAAUAAUUUGCAUGAGGUGCAUUAUCUCGUCUUUUAUGACCAGCACAUUAAACUUAUAAAGACAGUUAUUAUAUUACAACAAAAUUGAUCAAAUAUUUUUAUUAUAUUUUAUCCCCAACAGCGUAAAAACUGAAAUAAGUAUUAAGCUGGCAGCUGUGCAGCUUUAAACUAAAAAACAAAACAGGGAUUUGAGUUUUUAAUGUCAUAAUAUAAAGACUGCACUGUUAAAUCUGUUUUUGUCAUAUAGGUGUUAGGGAUAUUGUUAAGUGACAAAUGAAUACAAACCUGCAGGACACAGGUUGCAUUAGAUAAUUAUUACUGCGCCAGAAGACUAGCAGUGCUUAAAGGGACAUGUAGUCAGCUGUUUUCUUUGUUUCAUCUACAAAAUUGCAUAUGAAAAAGUAAUUAAAAGCUCUUACUUUUUUCCCUCCGUGUAUAAUAUUUGUAAAUGCUUCUCUUUUCUAUGCUUGAUAGAAAAUGUCUGAGUACAAUGUCCCUUUAAAUGCAAUAUAAACAUAUAUUGUCCGUGUUUAAAGUAAAUAAUAUCAGCCUUCUUAUAGUUUGACUCUUGGUCAAAAGCUACUUGAACAAACACGUUUUGCUUUCUCUGUCAUGUUUCACAGAGACUCAUGUUGUCAACAGCUAGAAAGUGCCAGGUUUCCAAUUCUCGUUACUGUGAAAAGUUCAGAGCAAAAGUAGAUGUUUUGUUUUUAAUCUGGUAAUAAAUGACUGUGUCUCCUCA
Molecule: messenger RNA, 2403 nt
Organism: Bombina bombina (fire-bellied toad)
Lineage: Eukaryota; Metazoa; Chordata; Amphibia; Anura; Bombinatoridae
Gene: GPD1
Product: glycerol-3-phosphate dehydrogenase 1
Exons: 8
Coding region: 118-1164 (348 amino acids)
Biological process (GO): glycerol-3-phosphate catabolic process; carbohydrate metabolic process
Cellular component (GO): cytosol; glycerol-3-phosphate dehydrogenase (FAD) complex
Molecular function (GO): NAD binding; protein homodimerization activity; glycerol-3-phosphate dehydrogenase [NAD(P)+] activity
Source: RefSeq, a predicted model, not a curated record